AUGGCUGCGACUCAGACGCCGGCAGAGACACAACCACGACAACCAGCAAAACCCCGUCCACCACCACCAUCAGUCUCUCUAUCAACCCCUCCGCCUGAUCUCAAAGAAGUUAAUCCCGUACUAAGUCCAACGGCGGUUGAGGCCAAUAUAAACCACCCUCCACAUGCAAAUGGCGGCGCACAUAUGUCUUUCGAGUUCGAGGGAUUGGCGAUAGAACUAAAUACACAACUGGAGUAUGUACGGGUUGAAGAUGGGGAAAACACAGACUCGAAGCGACCAACGACAUGGUUGCUCAAGUCCAAAGACCCAAACAAAGCAUACCUGCCUGGCCAGCCACGCAUACGGCUUGGUGAGCGGGCACGACAUGUCGAUGGCCCCGAGGGCAAGGUUGAUGGCUAUUUACGUCGAUGGCAUCUCACGGAUAAGCUAGAUCAGCUUCUUCCCUUGAUGCGCUACAUCUUCGUCCAAACACCCGCCUACGACCACAUCAACGCACUCCACCAUCAUGCCGCCCAUACCCGGAGGAUUGUGGUGGAUGAAGAGCCAGGGCUUCAUUUGGUGUGGUAUUACGAGACCAUUUUCAUGAAGCCCAUCCCCCCAUAUUUCUUUUCCAGGGCUUUCUGGAUGUACAUCGCACAUGCCGACCCCGAAGUCUACCGUGCUUCUCUCGGUUUCAUGCGCAGCUACUACCACAUUAUCCGGUUCGAGAUCGAUUUCCACGAGGCCUGCAAGAAGAAGCUCAUGCCACGGAAGGACAAUGGAAAGUUUCCGACUUAUGAGGAAUGGUGCGAGUUUAUCGAGCCCUUCUCGCUGGUGGGCGACAAGCAUGUCAGUCGCCGUUUUAAGUACGGCGAGCUCCGCCUCACACGCAUCAACCGGGCCGCCAUGUUCUUCCGCUUCAACCUUGCGUACUUCCACCUGUUGCCGCAGUGGGGCUCGUUCUUGUCACAUAUUCUUGCGCCCUUGAUUACGGCAUUUGCGGUGUGCUCGGUCAUUCUCAACUCGAUGCAGGUGACGCUUGCUGCUAUCGAGGUGGCCAAUGAGACGAACUACGACAUACCUGGCCCGGAGGGAUGGAAGCGUUUCAUGAACGUGUCGUUGUAUUUCCCCAUUAUUGUUAUACUGUCAAUAGCACUUGUCAUUGGUGUUACGCUCAUCAGCGUAUUCCUGAUGGGACUGAAGGAUUUGCUGAGGGGGAACAAAGUGAGGGAGAAGAAGCGGCUUGGCCAGGCUAGAGUGGGCAAGGGAAGUCACGGGAUGGUUUGGUAG
This is a messenger RNA of Podospora anserina S mat+, 1269 nucleotides long. RefSeq lists its product as uncharacterized. The coding region runs from base 1 to 1269 and encodes 422 amino acids. The transcript has a single exon. The record is from RefSeq and is a predicted model, not a curated record. NCBI's taxonomy places the organism in Eukaryota, Fungi, Ascomycota, Sordariomycetes, Sordariales, Podosporaceae.